AUGUCGACUCCUUCGAAACGUCCAUCUUCACGAGCAUCGUCUGAAGCCCCUACACCGUCUCGACGAACUAGAUCUUCUCAACAACUUGUUGUACCCGAAACACCUCAACGGUCAACCGGUACACCUUCAAAAGAUGGAACCCCUGGAACUCCACGUCAGAGCUCUCGGACUCCGAAUCGUCAAGCGCCUGGUACCUCACCAGCUCGAGCAUUGCCAUCCAGCCCACUUGGAACUGAUAUAGAUAUGAGCUCUCCACUCAAUUAUGGUACUCCAAGCUCUCUCAGUACACCUCGAUCAUUACUGAGAGGGGCAAUGACUCCAGCUCGACAGAGAGCUGAUCUCAGAGGUCACCAAUCGGGACCUAAUGUGCCAGCUCCUACUCCUACAAGAAGGGCAGAGGCCGGUGAAGCAGAGGCAUCGGGAGAGCCUCAAUUAGUAGUGUGGGGCACAGAUGUGGCGAUUGCUGAAUGUAGGGAGAAGUUUGUGAAAUUCAUACAGAGAUUUGUUGAACCUACUGCUAUUACUACUGAACCCUUAUAUGAAAUGAAAUUGGAGGAAAUACACACGCUAGAAGAACCAUUCCUAGACGUGGAUUGCGAACAUGUUAAAAUAUUUGAUUCAAAACUGCACAGACAGCUUGUCUGCUAUCCUCAGGAAGUGAUCCCAGCAUUUGACGCUGCUGUAAAUGAGCUAUUUUUUGAGAAAUACCCUGCAGCUGUUUUAGAACAUCAAAUACAAGUACGACCGUUCAAUGCACCGCAAAGACACAUGAGAGAUCUAAACCCUGAAGACAUCGACCAGCUGGUAACGAUAUCGGGUAUGGUGAUCCGCACGUCGGGCAUCGUGCCGGAGAUGCGCGAGGCGUACUUCCGGUGCGCGGUGUGCGGCGCGGCGGCGGCGGGCGAGCUGGAGCGCGGCCGCGUGCCCGAGCCGGCGCACUGCGCGCACUGCAGCACGGCGCACAGCUUCCAGCUCAUACACAACCGCUCGCACUUCAGCGACAAGCAGCUCGUCAAGCUGCAGGAGGCUCCGGAUGACAUGCCGGCGGGGCGCACGCCGGCCACGGUGAGCGUGAUGGCGCACGGCGCGCUGGUGGAGGCGGUGGGCGCGGGCGAGCGCGUGGCGGUCACGGGCGUGUUCCGCGCCGCGCCCGCCGCCGUGCACCCGCGCCGCGCCACGCUGCGCGCGCUGCACCGCACGCACCUCGACGCGCUGCACUACCGCAAGGCGCACAGCGAGCGCCUGCUGGAGACCGAGGACGGCAAAGAACAUCAAUUUCCUCCAGAGCGUAUAGAACUAUUCAAAGCACUGUCAGCUCAACCAGACUGCUAUGAAAGGCUCGCCCGUGCUAUUGCUCCGUCAAUAUAUGAAAACCUUGAUAUCAAGAAAGGAGUAUUACUGCAACUGCUUGGUGGAACCAAGAAAAAUUUCAAUGCUGCGGGACGGACACACUUUAGGUCGGAAAUCAAUAUCCUUCUCUGUGGUGACCCUGGAACCAGUAAGUCCCAGCUUCUUCGAUGGGUGCAUGCACUAGUACCUCGCGCCCAGUACACGUCUGGUCGUGGGUCUUCUGCUGUAGGUCUCACUGCCUACGUCACCAAGGAUCCAGAUACACGCCAAUUGGUUUUACAAACAGGUGCAUUGGUGUUGGCUGAUAAUGGAAUAUGUUGUAUUGACGAGUUUGAUAAAAUGAACGACUCUACAAGGAGUGUACUUCAUGAGGUAAUGGAACAACAAACACUAUCAAUAGCCAAAGCCGGUAUAAUCUGCCAGCUCAACGCUCGCACGUCAAUCUUAGCUGCAGCCAACCCGGCUGAAUCACAGUGGAACAAAAAUAAAACUAUUGUGGAAAAUGUGCAACUACCCCACACACUCAUGUCCAGAUUCGACUUAAUAUUCUUAGUGCUAGAUCCGCAAGAUGAAGUCUUCGACAGGAGGCUUGCUUCCCAUCUGGUAUCAUUGUAUUAUAAGGAUCCCACGGACACACAGGAUGAUGAGGAUGUCGUCAACAUGAGCGUGAUGCGCGACUACAUCGCGUUCGCCAAGGAGCACGUGUCGCCGGCGCUCAGCGAGGCGGCGCAGCAGCGGCUCAUCGACGCCUACGUCGACAUGCGGAGAGUCGGUAGUGGGCGGGGACAAAUUUCGGCCUAUCCAAGACAGUUGGAGUCUCUCAUUCGGCUCGCGGAGGCUCACGCGCGGGUUCGCCUGUCCUCUGUUGUGGAAAUCAUAGACGUCGAUGAGGCGGCUAGACUCCACCGCGAAGCCCUGAAGCAGUCGGCCACGGACCCGGCGUCGGGUCGCAUCGACGUGGGCAUCCUGACGACCGGGCUGGGCGCGGCGGCGCGGCGGCGGCGCGCCGAGCUGCGGGCGGCCGUGCGCGCGCUGCUGGCGCCCCGCCGCGCGCCCGCCGCGCUGCCCGUGGCGCCGCUGCUGCUGGAGCUCAACGCCGGCUCGCAGAUCACGGUAACACGAGAACAGCUAGACGAGGCGCUACGAGAUCUACAAGACGAAGGCAAAGUCGUUGUUGUUAGUCAUACACACAUAAGAAUUUGUUAGAUAUCUAAAAAUCGAUUAAAAUAGAAUUAUAUCCUCCGCCUUAUAAAAUGACAUUAAUGUUAAUCUUCAGUAUAAUUCACAUAACUCAGAAAUACUUAUCUUUAUACAUAUAUUCAUUAUUAUGUGAGAUUUAAGAAAUAAAUUGUUUUAGUUUAAAUUGAAGUCCAUUUUGAAACAUCAUGUACAUGUUAUCAAUUAUUAAUUAUAAUAAACUUGUAUUUUUUACU
Messenger RNA from Melitaea cinxia (Glanville fritillary), 2783 nucleotides. RefSeq names its product DNA replication licensing factor MCM4 (gene dpa). Gene Ontology annotation, molecular function: single-stranded DNA helicase activity; ATP binding; single-stranded DNA binding. NCBI's taxonomy places the organism in Eukaryota, Metazoa, Arthropoda, Insecta, Lepidoptera, Nymphalidae. The record is from RefSeq and is a predicted model, not a curated record. Gene Ontology annotation, biological process: mitotic DNA replication initiation; DNA replication; double-strand break repair via break-induced replication. Bases 1 to 2556 code for a protein of 851 amino acids. Gene Ontology annotation, cellular component: nucleus; MCM complex. The transcript is spliced from 17 exons.